AUGGAUGUUAAUCCUACUUCUUUUAUGUUGCCAACAACAACGACAACAGCAUCUGAAAAUCAUACAAAAGAACUUUUAGAUGAAGCAUUAGAUAGUGUAAAAAGUGUUUUAAUGCAAACAUUUAGGAAAAAUUUAGAAGCGGGCGGUGAUCUCAAUGCUUUAAAAAGUACUUUAGGUUCAGAUGAAGUAGCCGAAGUAUUUCUAUCAAAAUUAAGAGAAUCACUCAAACGUGAAACAAUAUCAACAAUAGAGAAUGAACAAAAAUCACAAGAACAUCAAAAUACGAAUACAGAAAUUCGUUCAUGUCAAACAACUUCUCUAUCUACUCCUUUAAAUACAAUCAUUUCACCAAUAAUGAAUGUUGUUUCACCUUCACCAUCAUCAUCACCUCUUCCAUCAAUGUCAACAAUAAUUACGAAAAAUACUUCACCAUCAACGUCAAUACCUUCAUCACCUCAACCACCAACAACAGUUAAUAAUAAACGUAAAUCUUCCAAUCCAACAACAAAUCCAAAUCGUUUUGAUGGUACAACAGAAGAAGAAUUAUCAAAACGUUUACUUUCAGAUAUUCUUCAACCUAAUCUUGAUAUUGUUUUUGUCGGUAUUAAUCCAAGUCUUUAUGCUGUACAUAAAGGACACCAUUAUGGUGGACCAGGGAAUCAUUUCUGGAAAUUACUUCAUAUGUCUGAUUUAAUUCCAAAUGCAUCUACUGCUGAUAACGAUUUUCGUAUGCCACAAUAUGGAAUUGGUUUUACAAAUAUUGUACAACGACCAACUAAAGCUGGAUCAGAUAUUACUAAAGAUGAAGUGACUGCUGGAGCUGAAGUAUUAAUGCAAAAAAUUAAAAUGUAUCGACCAAAAAUUGUUGCAUUUAAUGGACGAGGCAUUUAUGAAGUCUAUGCAGGUAAUAAACAUUUUCACUAUGGUAAACAACCUGAUUUAUUUCCUGGAACAGAUACGCAUGUUUUUGUAAUGCCAUCAUCAAGUGCUCGAUGUUCACAAUUACCACGUGCUGAAGAUAAACUUCCAUUUUAUGUUGGAUUAAGAAAAUUACGUGAUUUUUUAAAUGGUACAUUACAUUCAUUAAAUGAAGCUGAAAUAACAUUUCCAGAUAUAAAAAUAAAAGAUACAGAUGAUAUUUUACAAAAAACAAUUAUACGUAUAAGUAAUAAACCAUUUUCAGAACUUUCACCUGAAGCACUUAAAACAUUUGGUGAUAAAAUUCCAUCUGGACAAAUGACAUCAAAAUAUAACUUAGAUACAGAAACAACUCAAACAAUGUCUAUUUUACAUAAUCAACAAAAUGGAAAUUUACUUAACUAUGAUCAACAAACAUCAUCAACAAAUGGAAUUAAUUCAUCAAAAGCAUCAUUUAUAGAAAAUACAUCUUCGACUACACCAAUAACUAUGAAUGAUACAGAUCAAGCUGUACUUGCUGCAUUAGCUAAUGGUGCAUAUGGUUCAUCAUCUCAAUCACGACAACCUCAAACAAUUUAUGUUGGUAGACAACAACAGUCAGCGUCUUAUUCAGGUUCGUCAGUGAAGAAUACUUCCACAGGUAUAAAUUCUCGUUCAUCAACUCCACCAUCCACAUCACAUACUAUUCAUCAUUUACCACAAUUAUCUUCUACUGAUCAUCAAACUUCAUCGAUAAAUUCUUCUUCGAUUCCAUUAUUAUCAUCGAGUUCUCAGACUGUUUCUCAUCAAAUAGUUGUUAUUAAUCCUAAGGAACGAUCAUCUUCAAAUAAUUCAAUACUUAGUUCGUCUUCACUAAAAGAUUUACUAUCUAGUCAACAACCAAUACAAAAACAAACAUUUAUUAUUCCAGCAAAUCCAUCUACUGUACAAAAUUCAUCAACAAUAAAUAAUAAUCUUUCGAAAACAUCAAUGACAACAAAUAAACUUUUAAAUAAUACAAACGAUGAUUAUCUAUAUCUUCGCUACGAACGUGAAUUACCUUCAACACAAAAUUCAUAUCAUUUUUCUUAUAUUAUUGAUGAAUAUUCAUCAUCAACGCAUAAACAUGUACGAUAUGUUUCAAUAAAUGAUUUAUAA
Messenger RNA from Rotaria sp. Silwood2, 2055 nucleotides. NCBI's taxonomy places the organism in Eukaryota, Metazoa, Rotifera, Eurotatoria, Philodinida, Philodinidae. The record is from the annotation of a GenBank genome assembly.